UGGCUAUUUUGAGACCCGUGGCCAGAGGUACCUCAUUGAGCCCUUGGGAGCUUCAGACAGAGAGGAACAUGCAGUCUACAAGUAUGAGGCACUGAAACAAGAUCCCAUCAUGACCUGUGGCCUGAUCAACAACACGUGGGAACAGGAUUCAAACGACCCCAUCAACGACAUCUUCAAAUCCAGCAACAACCCAAAGAUGAAAGAGUAUCUGAAGGCAAAAAAGUACCUGGAGCUCUACAUCGUUGCAGACAAUGCCUUGUACAAGAAAUAUGAUGAAGAUGUUAAAAGCAUAAGGCAAAGGAUAUUUGGGAUAGUCAAUUACAUCAACACGGUCUACAAGGCCAUAAAUAUCUUUGUGGCUUUAACUGGCCUGGAGGUGUGGACAGAUGGGGACAAAUGUGUGCUGAGACGCAGUGCAGGAUUCACCCUGGACAGCUUCUCCAAGUGGAGACUGUCAGAUUUAUUGAAGAGGAAGAGAAAUGACAACGCUCAGCUGAUCACAGGCCUUGACUUUGAGGGGACAACGAUUGGAUUGGCCUAUCUCAAAUCCAUAUGCAGUGAUAUAUACUCUGCAGGUAUUAUUCAGGACCAUAACAGGAAUCAGAUUGCUGUAGCAGCUACCAUGGCACACGAGAUGGGACACAACCUGGGCAUGAGCCACGACACUGAAACCUGUUCAUGCAGUGAUAAUAUUUGCAUCAUGACAGACACUGUCAGUUCAAUCAUUCCCAAGGAAUUCAGCUCCUGCAGCCUGCAAAGCUUUCAGAAGUUCAUGCUGAGCGACAUGCCCAAAUGCUUAACCAACAUCCCAGACAUCAGCAGCAUCAUAGCUCCUCCAUCCUGUGGCAAUGGCUUUGUGGAAAAGGGAGAGGAAUGUGACUGUGGCACUCCUGAGGAGUGCACUAAUGACUGCUGUGACCCUGAGACCUGCAAACUGACAUCAGGAUCCACCUGUGCACAUGGAGAGUGCUGUGAAAACUGCCAGUACAAAAAAUCAGGAGCUGUUUGCAGAGCAGUUCAACACGACUGUGACCUGGCUGAGAUGUGCACUGGGAAGUCCCCGAGCUGCCCUGAGGAUCGAUUUCGUGUCAAUGGUCAUCCCUGCAACCAUGGGGAAGGUUAUUGUUACAUGGGGAACUGUCCCACCAGGGAAAGCCAGUGCAAAGCUACCUUUGGACCACAUGCAACUGAUGGUGCAGCCUCCUGUUACUACAUGAACCAGCAGGGAACAUAUUACGGUUACUGCCGGAAGGAAAAAGGGAGUCACGUCCCGUGUAAGGAAAAAGACAAACUGUGUGGGAAGCUGUUCUGUGCCGGAGGGAGGGAGAUGCCUCGGGAUGGGAGCCUGCUGUCCUUUAGCUCCUGCAAAGGAAGUUUUGUUAGGCAUGAAGGAGAAGACCCAGGCAUGGUCCUUGAUGGAACCAAAUGUGGGAAUGGGAUGGUGUGCAGCAAUGGAGAGUGUGUUCAUGCUGAGGAUGUCUUUAGAUCUGCCAACUGCUCUGCCAAGUGUUCUGGACAUGCUGUGUGUGACCACGAGCUGCAGUGCCAGUGUGAGGAGGGAUGGGCACCACCGACCUGUGACAUCUCUUCAGCCUUCACCACCAUUGCUGCUGUUGCUGGGGUCCUGCUGGUCCUGGCAGUCAUAGUCACUACAGCAGUGCUGCUCAUCCGUCUCCAAGUCCUCAUGAAGAGCCACCAGAGCAGGACAGGACCUGGAAGCACAAACCAGGUCUUUGUGGAUCAGGAGCAAAGAUGCAAAGAACACCCUGUGCUGGCAGUACCUGCCCAGAAGGUGGAUGGCAAGAAACUUCUCCUUCCUGUGCCUCCACCACAGGAGACCAAACCUCAGCGCCAGAGUCCUGUCAUAAGGCCUAAAGGUCCUCCACCUCCUGUUCCUCCCACCAAAGCAGCCCCUUCUCACCCAGAGGAGAUGUUUGCACCAGAGAGAAAACCUCCUCAUCUCCCAGUCCCCAAGGGCAAACCUCCUCUUCCUCCCUCAAAGGCUUUAAAGCCCCCAAUGAAUCCGAAGGUAUGA
Messenger RNA from Acanthisitta chloris (rifleman), 2035 nucleotides. Its product is annotated as zinc metalloproteinase-disintegrin-like batroxstatin-2. The annotation marks the transcript as partial. Gene Ontology annotation, molecular function: metalloendopeptidase activity. Gene Ontology annotation, biological process: proteolysis. The transcript is spliced from 19 exons. Gene Ontology annotation, cellular component: plasma membrane. NCBI's taxonomy places the organism in Eukaryota, Metazoa, Chordata, Aves, Passeriformes, Acanthisittidae. The record is from RefSeq and is a predicted model, not a curated record.